AUGUACAGCUGCAGCGAUCGACACAACCAGGAGUCCCUAGAAGUAAUAAGGGAUGUGGUCCAUAAGAACCGCUGCCACGUUCUGUUCCCUGAGGUGUUCAGUAGCUACCCCUACAGAGUCAACGUUACAGCUGUCAACGCCCUGGGAAAAGCCUCCACCACCAUCACCUUUGAAGAGAUCAACAUAGUGAAACCAGACCCCCCUGAAAGGGUGGUGGCCACUCCCAUCCCCAGCAACGUGCGUCGUCUGGAGGUCACCUGGAACAGUCCCUCAACCUGGCCUGAUGUAGAGAUCUUCCCCCUGAAGUACUUCCUACGAUACAGACCCCUCAUUAGAGACCAGUGGCAACACGUGGAGUUGUCAGACAGUACGGCCCACACCAUAACGGAUGCGUACGCAGGGAAGGAGUACAUCAUCCAGGUGGCGGCUAAGGACAUGGAGAUCGGCACCUGGAGUGACUGGAGCGUCGCGGUGCACGCUACCCCCUGGAUGGACAAACCCCAACAGAUCCCCUCCACCACCGAGCAGGAACCACUCCUCGGUACGUACCCCAACCCUGACCCAAACCCUGACCCAAACAGAUUACCUCCACCACCGAGCAGGAACCACUCCUCGGUACGUAUCCCAACCCUGACCCAAAAAGAUCCCCUUCACCACCGAGCAGGAACCACUCCUCGAUCUUCAAAAAAGUUCUACAGCUGUACCAUUGAGAGCAUCUUGACUGGCAGCAUCACCGCUUGGUAUGACAACAACUUGGCAUCCAAUUACAAGGCGCUAGAGAGGGUAGUGAGUACGGCCCAGUACAUCACUGGGGCCAAGCUUCCUGCCAUCCAGGACCUCUACACCAGGCGGUAUCAGAUGGCCCAGCCAGAGCCCGGACUGGAACCCGAUGUAACAUCUCUGGAGAGACCUAAAAUAGCUGUGCAGCAAUGCUUCCCAUCCAACCUGACAGAGCUUGAGAGGUUCUGCAGAGAAGAAUGGGAGAAACUCCCCAAAUACAGGUGUGACAAGCCUGUCGCGUAA
Messenger RNA from Oncorhynchus masou masou (cherry salmon), 1023 nucleotides. RefSeq names its product ciliary neurotrophic factor receptor subunit alpha-like. Gene Ontology annotation, molecular function: cytokine binding; cytokine receptor activity. Gene Ontology annotation, cellular component: external side of plasma membrane; membrane; signaling receptor complex. Bases 1 to 1023 code for a protein of 340 amino acids. Gene Ontology annotation, biological process: cytokine-mediated signaling pathway. The record is from RefSeq and is a predicted model, not a curated record. NCBI's taxonomy places the organism in Eukaryota, Metazoa, Chordata, Actinopteri, Salmoniformes, Salmonidae. The transcript has 6 exons.